Messenger RNA from Hippocampus comes (tiger tail seahorse), 2349 nucleotides. It is a transcript of the gene tbc1d17, whose product is annotated as TBC1 domain family, member 17. Gene Ontology annotation, molecular function: GTPase activator activity. The record is from RefSeq and is a predicted model, not a curated record. The transcript is spliced from 17 exons. Bases 92 to 1963 code for a protein of 623 amino acids. NCBI's taxonomy places the organism in Eukaryota, Metazoa, Chordata, Actinopteri, Syngnathiformes, Syngnathidae. Gene Ontology annotation, biological process: activation of GTPase activity.
GUUAGCCAAGCGGGUGGGCGGAAACAGGAAGCGUGACGUAACAUUUGUUUUGGUAAAACCAGCAUAGAAGAGUCUUGUCUCGUAACCCACGAUGAGCGAUUCAAGAAUGGAGCAACACGGUGACGAUUACAAGCUAAUAUUUGAGAAGGAGGGGGUGUACCUGCAUACUAAUGCCAAGAAGAGCAACCAGGACACCAGCAUCCCGGGUUUCAUACGCAUUGUGGAGCGAGCUGGCGUGCCGGCUUUAGAGUGGAGUCCCCUGGAGGAUGCGGGCCGCAAUGCUCCUGCUGUGCUUUACUCGAAAAAGGAUGGCGAAGGAGGCGAGGAGGACACCAAUUUUGACCCCGGCUACGAGCCAGAUUGGGCAGUCAUCAGCACGGUGAAAAAAGAUCGAGAACCUGUCCCCUGCCGAGAGACAGGUCAGUGGUCAUUCUCACUGCCUCUGUCGGAGCUUUACUCACUGCGCAGAGCCCGCUUCUCCCUUGGCCGCAACUUCCUUGUGUUGACCAGUAGGGGGGGCCACCCUCUGCCUCCCUUGCACUUCCACCGAGGGGGCAGCCGCGAGCUCCUGCGCACACUCAGCCGCUACAUCGUCCUGGACCAGUCACCGGUGGAUGGGCGUCUUUUCCUGGCGUACCCGCAAGACCCUAACGCCCUUUCGCAGUCCUUUGACAAACUCCACCUCUUUGACGAUGGAGGCGCUGAUCUCGUGUCGAGAUUCAUCCAUGAUCCCUAUGCAACAACCUUCGGCGGCUUCUCCAAGGUCACCAACUUCUUCAGGGAUGCCCUGCGGCCGCCUGACUCCCCGCUGCAUCCGCGCGACACCCGCAAUCCAAGCUCAGCCCCACAGCUGGACGAGGAGCCCGGCUUUGAGCUCAUCACAUGCGGUGUUGAGCUCGGCCCGAAGCCAGUUGUCAGCAGGGGGCGCCCUCUGGACGAGUGGGAUGUCUUUCUGGACCCCGAGGGGCGGGUCAGGGACCCCGAGCGUGUCAAAGAACUGGUCUUUCGGGGGGGCAUCACACCAACGCUCAGGAAGGAAGUGUGGAAGUUCCUGCUGGGCUUUUAUCCGUGGAACAGCACACACAGCCAACGAGAGGAGAUCUUACGCCUCAAGACAGACGAGUACUUUCGGAUGAAGAUGCAGUGGAAGUCCGUCAGCGAGGAGCAGGAGAUGAGGAACUCGCUUCUCAGGGGCUACCGCAAUCUGAUUGAACGUGACGUGAACAGGACUGACCGACACAACACAUUUUUCUCCGGCAACGACAAUCCAGGCCUGGCGCUGCUGCACGACGUGCUGAUGACUUACUGCAUGUACAACUUUGACCUCGGUUACGUGCAGGGGAUGAGCGACCUGCUGUCUCCUCUGCUGUUCGUCACGCAGAACGAAGUGGAGUCCUUCUGGUGCCUCACCGGAUUCAUGGAGAUGGUGCACCACAACUUUGAGGAGUCCCAGGAAGCCAUGAAGCAGCAGCUCCUUCAGCUCAGCGUCCUGCUGAAAGCUCUGGACCCGGAGCUCUGCGACUUUCUGGAUUCCCAGGACAGCGGUUCGCUUUGCUUCUGUUUCCGCUGGCUGCUCAUCUGGUUCAAGAGAGAGUUCUCCUUUGAGGACAUUCUCAUAUUGUGGGAGGUUAUGUGGACUCGUCUUCCCUGCCCCAACUUCCACCUUUUGAUUGCUUGCGCCAUCCUGCAGUCACAAAGAGGCGAGCUGAUUGGCUCAGACCACGACUUCAACACUAUUCUCAAGCACAUUAAUGAGCUGACUAUGAAGUUGGACCUACAGAGCACUCUGCGAGGCGCAGAGGCCAUCUACCUACAGCUACUCCAGUGCAAUGAUUUGCCCCUCAAGGUCCAGGAGGUCUUGGGUGCAUAUGUCCCAUCCAGCUCCUCUUCCGAUGACGACACCCCCGACUUUGAGCGCGGCGACACGCGGUCUCCCCCUGGCCAAUCACAAGGCACCCCCUAAUUAAACCCAACCAGCUGACAUGAAGAUAUUUAUGAGUGAUGACACGAAUAUUAACUGCAAGCCUGAGAGGAGGCUGUAAUACAAUGUGUCCGCAGAAGGGGGCGACAUGAAGGACGUCACUGUGCUCAUCUUCCAUCUCCUCCUAUUCUUCCUCCUUUUGAUUGAAGCUGCUCUCUUUUUACAUUUUACACUAAGUUGGUUUUCACCCGCUGCAGCCACCCAACUAAAAAAAAAAAAAAAGGGAAUAAAAUGAAGGGUGGGUUUUUUUGUGUAGUGAGUAAGGUAGCCUUCCCUGACAGGAAGCCCUAUGCAACAUGGUCACCUUUUAACCUUUGUACGGUUUCCAUCUGCUCAUUAGUACCAAAUAAAAGGAUGAUGAAGCUCUA